This is a messenger RNA of Xenia sp. Carnegie-2017, 1223 nucleotides long. RefSeq lists its product as uncharacterized. The coding region runs from base 109 to 972 and encodes 287 amino acids. The transcript has 5 exons. NCBI's taxonomy places the organism in Eukaryota, Metazoa, Cnidaria, Anthozoa, Malacalcyonacea, Xeniidae. The record is from RefSeq and is a predicted model, not a curated record.
GUUAAUUUCUUCCAGUCUUUGAAGUGCAGGUAGUCUUUAAAUUUCAAUCGCAACUCAACUGUAGAAAUAUUGCUAUAAUUCAAGAAAUAUAACCAGCACGAAUAAAACAUGGUGUCUGGCCGUUCAUUGUGCCUUGUUAUAUUUAUUUUGUCACUAAGUUGGAUAGCAACGACUUUAGGAGAUGAAGAGAAGAAUAAAAAUGCAGAUGUCCCGAUAAAAUCAAAACACUCUGUCAGAAAGAAUGACGAUGAUGAAACGAAAACCGAAUCUGAGACAAACACAGAAACAAAAGAUGGGUUUAGAACUGUGACAAGAGUCACAAAGCAUAUGAAAAUGAACAAGAACAAAGCGCCAGAAGUGAUUGGACAAACUGUGGAGAGUGUUACCACGAAUGUGUUCGACCCGAAAAAACCAGAAAAAUUUCAAGCUGGGAAAUUAAAGAAGCCGGGAUUUUUAUUUGAUUUGUUCAGCCCUUUUAGAGUUGGAAUAUUUGCUGAUGAUCUUGUUAAGCAAUGCUCCAGUAAGAAGAAGUGCAAUAAACCAGGCAUGUACUGCGAUAAAAUGGACUUUCAAUGUCGAAAGAAAUUGAAACUAGAUGAAAGAUGUGACCAAGAAGGACAAUGCAAAGAAAGUAAUGGAAAAGAUAAGGUUGCCUGUCUUUGGGGAAGAUGUUCAGUAGUUCCAAAAUCCGUGGGUAGUGCAGGUUUGUUUUGUAAGAAAAACAAAGAUUGCAAGUCAGAAGAACUUUAUUGCGCUCUUCAAAAUGACAUCAGUGAAGUUUCUAAAGUUUGUGUUUUCAAACUGUCCGAGGGGCAAACGUGUGGACGAAACAACAUCUUGCGUUUCUUGCCAUUUCGCCUUUUAUCCUUUAAGAAUGAUGAUUUACCUUGCAAAAAAGGAUUCUCAUGUGAAGCACUAAGAUUCACUGGAAGAAAGAUAUGUCGCCGGGAAGAAGAGGAAGCUAAAAACUAGGAUGUUCCCUGAGAAAAUUGAAUUUCUCACCAGGAUCAACUCCGUAUCAAUUAUGUAUGCGUUGGAAAAUGAACAUGUAUAGGAACAAGUCUUUAAAAUAUGUUGUCGUAACUCAUUGCGCUUGGGUAGAUAUCUAUAUUUAUGCUUACAUGCUUUAGUAGAUGUAGUAAUAGUUAUUGCAUAUUUAUGUCCAGUAUUUGAGGAACAAUUGUAAAUUUGCUUUGAAACAAAUAAACAGAAAAAUAACGGAA